Messenger RNA from Effrenium voratum, 1611 nucleotides. Lineage: Eukaryota; Dinophyceae; Suessiales; Symbiodiniaceae. The record is from the annotation of a GenBank genome assembly.
AUGGCACACUUGGAGGAGAGCUGGGCCCGGGGCGAAGCGCUGCUGAGCCUCCAGCGGAAGUUCGGGGACCUGGCCAUCCGAGCGCAAGAUGGUGAGGUGCCCGCAAGUCGUUUGCUCCUCGCCGCCGCCAGCAAAGCUUUGGCGGCCAAGGUGGAGGCCACAGAUGGAGACCCGUUUGUAUGGCACUGGCCUCAGGUCCCUGCCGCAGUGGCGCGGGGGAUCGUCGCGUAUAGCUGCGGGGCUUCUCGGCCGUUUGCCGAGUGCUCUGCAUCAGAGGCUCAGAUGGCGUGGUCUGUGCUUCGCACGGGGACGCCUGUGCAAGAGACAGAGGGCGCUGCAAAAAGCGCCGUAGCGAGCAGAGGUCAGGAAGGUUCAGUGGCAUCAAGCGUGCUGCCACUGUGCAUGGUUGGCGCCUCGCUGAUGGCAUACUACCCAGUUGUAAACUUCAACAUGGAGACGGGUGGCUUCUUCAUGGACGAUGCAAUGAUCCGCAGGAAUGCCGUGGUGGUGGACGAGGCCUUGGACUUGCAGAGGCUGUGGCGCACUGACUACUGGGGCCUGGAGAUGUUUGACCCGAACACCUGGACGCACAAGUCGUUCCGACCCUUCACCGUCCUCACCUUCAGGUGGAACUACCUCGCGCAUGGCUUUGGAAGCUGCGGCUUUCACCUCACAAACGCCCUGCUGCAUGGCCUCUGCUCCCUGCAGCUCGGCGCCUUCGGCGGUUCCUCGCUGCGGCUGCCGCCCCGCUGGGCUGCGCUCUUAGCUUGCUUGUUUGCGAUCCACCCCGUGCACACAGAGAGCAUAUGCUAUGUCGUCGGCAGGGCGGACAUCAUUUGUGCACAGGUACUUCUCUUGGCGAUGCAGUUUUAUGGCCGUGUCCUGUCUGGUGGAUCCUGGGCCUGGCUGCGGCUCCUUUGCUGCACGGCCUUGGUGGUGCUUGCCGGACUUUGCAAGGAGACAGGCUUCACCUUCUUUGGCCUUCUGGUGAUUUGGGAGGUGCUGAAAAUGCGAGGUGGCCUGCACGCUUGGCUGCGCGUGUUGGGACUCCUGGUCAUCGGCGCUGCAGCGUGUGCUGUAAGAGUGUGGUACACCGCCGGCACGCAGAUCGCGCGGAUGGACCCGUACAGCAAUCCAAUCGCUGCCAGUGAUGACCCUUACACCCGGGUCCUCUCCUAUGCCCUGGUGCAUGGCAUGUACAUGAAGCUGCUUCUUUGGCCACUGUUCCUGUGCUAUGACUACUCCAUGGACGCUGUGCCCUUGGUGCAAUCCGCCGCGGAUGUCCGGCUACUCUUGCCCUGCGCAGCGUACCUGGGCUUCCUGGCGGCGGGCUGCCGCGCCUUGGGCCGAAGGAGCUACGGCCAGGCGCCGGUGCUGGGCUUGGCGAUUUUCGUGCUCAGCUUCUUGCCGAUGACAAACAUCCUCUUUCCCAUAGGCACACUGGUGGCGGAGCGGCUGCUGUAUAUCCCAUCCAUGGGCUUCCUGGUGGUCUUGGUGUGCUUCGCCAAAGGGCUCGAGAAGGUGCAGUUCGCCGUCAGGAGACCUUUCUCCUUUGGGUGGCAUUGGUCUCUUUGCUCCUCUUUUGGUGGUGGCUAUGCUAUACGAGGGUGA